Hymenoscyphus albidus is the source of this 1528-nucleotide messenger RNA. NCBI's taxonomy places the organism in Eukaryota, Fungi, Ascomycota, Leotiomycetes, Helotiales, Helotiaceae. The record is from the annotation of a GenBank genome assembly.
AUGUCCGUUGAAGAAGUUCCAUCGAGACGACACCGACCAACCCGCAGUGCUGCGCAUAACACCACCGCCACCACCCCUCCAUCCCAGAAUCCUCACAGUCCUCAUCAUCUGAAUGCGCACAUGAAUAACCAGCACUCGACCGCCGAAAUGAGUUACCCCACCCAGCCUAGCACGCCGCCUCGAACUCCCCGAAGAAACCAAAACCCGAACACCGCCAACUUGGCCGCGCGAGAGACGGGCUCCAAGCAGAAGUCACGAAACAACAAGAAUCGUCCUAAGAAUGUCGUCACCUCACCUCCCGUCAAAAGUCAAGGUCGUGAUCGCGACCGCCAUACCCCGCCUUUGAACGGUGCACAACCCGCUGGCAUUCCUUCCAAAACACUAAGCACCCCAUCAGCCGCUAUUUAUGCUGGUGNGCGACCGCCAUACCCCGCCUUUGAACGGUGCACAACCCGCUGGCAUUCCUUCCAAAACACUAAGCACCCCAUCAGCCGCUAUUUAUGCUGGUGCAACUUUCCACGCCUCGCCUGCUCCAUCUGCCCUGCCGAUACCUAGCUUCUACUCCAAGUCAGUUCCCGACUCCCCUGGGUUAUUGAAGGGGCUCCGAUCCAUGAAGGACGCCCCUAUCUCACAGCCCAACACUCAAUCACCGUCACCUCCUACCGCACCGCCGUCGAUAAGCAAACACCGGGAAGAGUCACCCCUUGAUUUCUUUUUCAAGGCGGAUAGAGAAGAGAAGGAGCGGGCACGUAGCACCAACUCUGCGAAUGUGGCUGGCCAACCUGUUGGCCCAUUCCCACCACCUCCCAAUUCUCAACGAAACUUGCAAACUCCACCUGCAUCCAAGAACCCUCUGAGCCGUCCUGCCUUUUUCCAAUCUAGAUCUUCCCCUAAUGGCUUGUUUGCAAUGGAACUUGAUGAAAACCCCGGCACUCCUUUUGGGCCAGCCUUCUCUACUCCCUACUCGGAGCGAAUCAAAGCGGCAAGAAGCAAUUCUGAGCAACGCCCUCGUGGUGAUGCUCAAGCCUCUUUGGAAAGAUCAGAAGCCUUGAAGGCAUACCUCUUUUCUGGACACACUUCAAGCCCACCUGCAGCAAAUGGAACUUCUACAAAUCCGAAAUCUUCUUUUUCUCCCAACAAAAGUCUCAGUCCCCCUUCGUUGACACACACCAAGAGCGCACCCAGCAGCCACUACAACUUUGCUCAGGAAGCUAGAGCUCAAAACUACAAUGGAAAUGCGGCACGAUCAUCUGGUCUUCGUCAACAAGUGACUCCUUCGAAGACUCCUUCCACGACCCCCAAUCGUAACAAUUAUUAUGCGCACUCGACCAAUCCUUCUCAAAUUUACGGCCAUGGUACACCCACGAAUGCGGGCAAUUUUAUGGCAAACACUACGUCUCAUGCAUCUUCUUCUGGUUCAUUAUCGUUUGGCGUUUCGUCUGCAAAUAGAGGCGCAGAUCUUCAAGGGAUGGAGGAUAGCCUUCGCAAGAUCUUGAAAUUAGAUUCAUCUAGGAGUUCAGCAGUAUGA